AUGGGUUCAGGCGAUUGGUUUAAGACAAUAAUUAGCUUAAGAAAAUCAAAACAAGGCAGAUCAAAGAAAGCGAAGGGUGUCUUAGCUCAAGAGAAACUAAAUGCAUCAAAGUCAAACAAUUGUACUGGAAAAGAGUCUAGUGAUUUAGCAAAUGGUACUAAAAGUGAAAACCUUGUGUCAGAUGGGGUGUCAGUUGAAACUAUUGCUGCAACAAGGAUCCAGACUGCAUUCCGAGCUUAUAAGGCUAGAAAAGCUUUACGUCGCAUGAAAAGAUUUACGAAACUGAAGAUCCUAACAGAAGGUUUCUCUGUUAAAAAGCAAGCCAGUACAGCUAUAACAUACCUUCACUCAUGGAGCAAGAUACAAGCUGAGAUCAGAGAUCGCCGAAUCUGUAUGGUAACAGAAGAUAGGAUCAGGAGGAAGAAACUAGAGUCUCAACUAAAACUGGAGGCGAAGCUGCAUGAUCUGGAGGUUGAAUGGUCUGGUGGUUCUGAAACCAUGGAGGAAAUCCUUGGAAAGAUACAUCAGAGGGAAGAAGCAGCAGUUAAGCGCGAAAGAGCCAUGGCAUAUGCUUUUUCCCAUCAGUGGAGGGCCAACUCUAGUCAGAGCCAACUGCUAGGUAAUUAUGAACUUAGCAAGGCUAAUUGGGGUUGGAGCUGGAAGGAAAGGUGGAUUGCUGCUCGGCCAUGGGAAAGCCGUGUCUCCAACUUAUCUGUCACCCCAAAGAAAUCUCAACAUAAGCAGCCAAGCAAGGUUGAGAAAGAUAAGAACACAUCAACACCUAAAACUCCUAUCUCAGCUAAACCUCCUACAGCCAUUUCAAAAGGCAAUUCAAAAGCUAGGAGAUUGUCUUAUCCACCAACUGCUGAGAAAACUGUGGUUCAAGGAGUGCAAUGA
This is a messenger RNA of Sphenostylis stenocarpa, 897 nucleotides long. NCBI's taxonomy places the organism in Eukaryota, Viridiplantae, Streptophyta, Magnoliopsida, Fabales, Fabaceae. The record is from the annotation of a GenBank genome assembly.